UGGUGGUGAUGCCUUCGUGCUCUUCUUUAGUAAGUACUUAGGUAUUUACUGCAGCAGUAGAGUAGAGAAUUAGAUAUCAGUCAGUAACAGUAUUGCAUCAGCAACAGCCUCCUGUUGAGGAGUGUAGAGUGCUACUAUGGCUGACGAGGCACCGGUAGAAAAGCUGUCCAAAAAUGAACUGAAAAGGAAAUUAAAAGCAGAACAAAAAUUGAAGGAAAAAUUAGAAAAGGAGUCGAAAAAACAAGAGGAAGAGAAAGUUAAAGAGAAUUCUAGUGGUCCAUCGAAUAAAUUAUCAGAAGAAAACAUUAGCCCCAAUGAUUACUUCAAAAUCAGAAGUCAAGCCCUUGAAAAACUCAAGGCUGCGGGUGACCAUCCAUAUCCCCACAAGUUCCAUGUGUCAAUUUCCCUGCAGAAUUUCAUUGAACAGUACAGUGACAAGUUGAAAGAUGGGGAGGCACUGGAAAAUGAAGUAGUCAGUAUUGCUGGUAGAGUGCAUUCUAUCAGAGGAGCCGGUGCUAAGCUGAUAUUUUACGAUUUGAGAGGAGAAGGUGUGAAAGUUCAGGUGAUGGCUAAUGCUAGAAAAUACGAAGAUGAAGAAAAGUUUACCAUAGACACAGAUAAAAUUGGGCGUGGUGACAUAAUCGGUGUUGAGGGUUACCCAUGCAAAAGUAAGAAAGGAGAGUUCUCGAUUUUGCCAAAAAAUAUAAAACUUCUUAGUCCUUGUUUGCACAUGCUUCCCCACUUGCAUUAUGGAUUAAAAGAUAAGGAAACCAGAUAUCGGCAGAGAUACCUAGAUCUCAUUAUAAAUGACAAAGUAAGGCAAAAGUUUCAUACAAGGGCUAAAAUCAUUUCUUACAUUAGAAAAUUCCUUGAUGAGCUAGGUUUUUUGGAAAUCGAGACUCCAAUGAUGAACAUGAUUGCUGGAGGAGCAACUGCAAAGCCCUUUGUAACACAUCAUAAUGAUCUUAAUAUGGACUUGUUCAUGAGGAUCGCACCUGAGCUGUAUCACAAAAUGUUAGUGGUAGGUGGAAUCGACCGAGUCUAUGAAAUUGGACGACAAUUCAGGAAUGAAGGCAUUGACUUGACUCACAAUCCAGAAUUCACGACAUGCGAGUUUUACAUGGCUUAUGCAGAUUACAAAGACCUUAUGACUAUCACGGAAACUAUGGUCUCGGGUAUGGUUAAGACUAUUCAUGGGACAUACAAGAUCCAGUAUCAUCCCGAUGGUGAAGAUUCCGAGCCCUUAGAGAUAGAUUUUACGCCUCCAUUCAAACGUGUUUCUAUGAUCAAAACUCUCGAAGAAGUUUUGAAAGUCAAGUUUCCCAUUGCAACAGAAUUGAAUAGUCCUGAAGCCAACAAAUUCCUUAGUGAGCUGUGUGUAAAACAUGAGGUCGAUUGCCCAGCACCUAGAACCACUGCUAGGCUACUGGACAAGCUCGUUGGUGAAUUUAUCGAAGAAACGUGUGUCAAUCCAACCUUCAUUAUUGAACACCCACAAAUUAUGUCUCCACUUGCCAAAUGGCAUCGUUCCGAAGCUGGUCUUACAGAGCGUUUCGAGCUUUUCGUUAUGAAAAAGGAAGUGUGCAAUGCUUACACCGAAUUGAACGAUCCUUUUGUUCAAAGAGAAAGAUUUGAGCAACAAGCUAAGGAUAAGGCAGCUGGUGAUGAUGAAGCUCAACUAGUUGAUGAAAACUUUUGUACUGCCCUUGAAUAUGGACUGCCCCCUACAGCAGGUUGGGGUAUGGGUAUAGACAGAAUGACUAUGUUCCUUACUGACUCAAAUAACAUAAAGGAGGUGCUGUUUUUCCCCGCUAUGAAACCUGAUGAUCCAAAUAGGAAUAAAGAAAUUGUUGAAGAAAAUGCGGAGGCCAGCACUCAAGGACAACAGAAAUGAAAUGGAGUUUUGUUA
This is a messenger RNA of Copidosoma floridanum, 1909 nucleotides long. It is a transcript of the gene LysRS, whose product is annotated as Lysyl-tRNA synthetase. Gene Ontology annotation, biological process: lysyl-tRNA aminoacylation. Lineage: Eukaryota; Metazoa; Arthropoda; Insecta; Hymenoptera; Encyrtidae. The record is from RefSeq and is a predicted model, not a curated record. Gene Ontology annotation, cellular component: cytosol; mitochondrion; aminoacyl-tRNA synthetase multienzyme complex. Gene Ontology annotation, molecular function: ATP binding; tRNA binding; lysine-tRNA ligase activity.